Messenger RNA from Colias croceus (clouded yellow), 1104 nucleotides. RefSeq names its product mitochondrial 2-oxoglutarate/malate carrier protein. Gene Ontology annotation, molecular function: malate transmembrane transporter activity; thiosulfate transmembrane transporter activity; sulfate transmembrane transporter activity. Lineage: Eukaryota; Metazoa; Arthropoda; Insecta; Lepidoptera; Pieridae. Bases 156 to 1043 code for a protein of 295 amino acids. The transcript is spliced from 7 exons. Gene Ontology annotation, biological process: thiosulfate transport; oxaloacetate transport; phosphate ion transmembrane transport. The record is from RefSeq and is a predicted model, not a curated record.
GUAUGUAUUCACAGUAAAUAAUUUUAUUACUGUCUUGUUAGGUACCUAGUCGAUUCCAGAUUCGACUCACUCCUGAAUAAUCUCGUUGAACGAGUGUUAAUAUAACAUUGAUGGUGUUUUUAUAUAAACAGUAAAUAAGAAAUAAACCAACAAUAAUGGCUCAAACUCAAACGGUUGCAGCACCUGUAAAAGAGCGAUAUAUUCCAAAUGGAUUGAAAUUUGCCUUUGGUGGUUUUGCAGGUAUGGCUGCAACCUGCGUAGUGCAGCCUUUGGAUUUGAUCAAAACCCGAAUGCAAUUGAGUGGUGGCGGUCGAUCGUCGUUCACUGUGGCCGGUGAGAUUGUAGCGAGAGAGGGCUUUGUGGCCCUAUACGCUGGGCUCUCGGCGGGUCUCUUACGACAGGCUACAUAUACUACCACUCGCCUUGGUGUAUAUAGUUGGCUAUUUGAUUCUUAUAAAGAAAAGCACGGGGGCGAAGCGCCGGGCUUCGCCAUGAAAACGGCGCUAGGUAUCGCGGCCGGGUCUAUAGGAGCCUUCGUGGGGACUCCUGCUGAGGUGGCGCUAAUUCGUAUGACAGCCGAUGGUAGACUGCCCGCGGAACAACGAAGAAACUACAAAAAUGUGAUGGAUGCAUUAUUGAGGAUAAUUCGCGAAGAAGGUGUUCUCAAGCUAUGGAGAGGAGCGACCCCCACAGUUGGUCGUGCGAUGGUGGUCAACGCGGCGCAACUCAGCACGUACUCACAGGCCCGUGAAAUGUUUGUUGGCUACGUACCGGACGGUAUAACGCUACACUUCUGCGCGUCCAUGGUCUCCGGUUUGGUCACCACCAUCGCGUCUAUGCCCGUCGAUAUUAUUAAAACUAGGAUACAAAACGCUGCCAAAGGACAAAGCCAGAUGGCGGUAGUCACAAACUUACUACGCAACGAAGGAGUCCUCUCUCUAUGGAAGGGCUUUUUGCCGUACUACGCUCGUCUCGGACCGCACACUGUGCUCACUUUUAUAUUCUUAGAACAGAUGAAUUCGGCUUAUUUUAAAUAUAUGUAAAAAUCGAAAAAAAAAACAACAAAAAAAUGUGGGGGGGGAGAGAAAAAGAACUUUUCUUCCC